ACUAGUCUAGUCUCUCUCUGUUUAUUUACUGAUCCAACACACACCAGAAGAUAAAACGGUCUUCUUCUUCUAAGAACCAGUCAUGGGAAGAUCUCCAGCUUCUUCUUGUCUCCGUCUCAUCGCCUGCUCCGGCGGUGAUGAUACCGCCGAUCCUAACGCCACCGCCGUCGAGAGCAAGAGCUCUGGUGAUAAGCGUGGAUGGAGUUUCAGGAAGAAAUCUGGGAAACAGCGAGGGUUGAUUACUAGUGUAGUCUCUGAAACUACUCCUGCUUCGAGGACAAGAGAAACUCUUGAAUCUGCUCUCCUUAAAUCUCCGUCUCCUGAUAAUAACAAUGUUUCUGAAAAGCAGCAGCAGUCAUUCUCUGUUGAUGAGAAGAAGAGUCAGUUACCUGUUGUUACCUAUGUGGCUGAACCUGUGGAUGAGAAAAAAACACAGUCCGUUGAAGAGAAGACGGAGUUGUUGUCAGUGGAGGAACAGAUUGACCACAGAACUGAGGUGUCGCCUGUUAUUGUGGAAUCAAAAGGGACUGAGACUGAGGAAGAUGAUUUGAUUGGAACUGAAUUGCAAGGACCAAUUGCUGCUGAGGCAGCUAAGAUAGAGAAAGAUGUUACUUCCGAGGUUGAAAUUGCUAGUAAGGUUGAGCCGGAAGAAUCUGAAACCGAUGAUGUGAUUAUUAUCAGAAAAGAAAGUGAUGAAAUAGUUGAUGAGAAGCUGGAUGAGUCUGUUGUCGUGGUCAUCCAAGCUGCUAUUCGUGGAUUCUUGGCGCGAAGAGAGCUUCUGAGGCGCAAGAAAGUUAUUAAACUUCAAGCUGCAGUUCGUGGCCACCUGGUUAGAAACCAGGCCAUGGGAUCACUGCGUUGUGUCCAAGCUAUUGUCAAGAUGCAGGCUAUGGUCCGUGCUCGUCAUUCCACAAAAGAUGGUAGCCGGGUUUCAGCAAUCUCGGAUAAGGCGGAAGGAAAUGCAGCUGCACAAAAACUUCUCGAAAACAAGUUUGCUAAGCAUCUAAUGGAGUCAACUCCCAAGACAAAACCAAUCAGCAUUAAAUGUGAUCCAACAAAACCUAGUUCUGCCUGGAAUUGGUUGGAGAGGUGGAUGUCUGUUCCAAAACCUGAGAAGACUUCAAAAGCAGAUUUGACAACGGAAGAGCAACAGUUGGAAGAAACACAGAAUGUUAAAGUAUCACCUCAAGUUGACUUUUUGAACUCUGACUCAACGGUAGAGACCAAAACGGAAACUGAUUUGUCAAGCUAUGAAGCAAGUAAGCUAGCAGCUCAGCAUGUGGAGCUAUCUGAAACAGAGAAAAUGAGCCAAUAUGAUUCACCAGAAGCAUCAGCGGAGGUUUAUUAUGACUCAAUCCAGUCUCAUCCACUUGCUGCUAAGGAACCAGAUUCUUUGCUCGAAGAGCCUGAAUAUGUGGAUGGACAGCUUAAACAUUCUUUGAAGCGUAAGGUUAGCAACCCUUCUUUCAUUGCUGCACAGUCGAAGUUUGAGGAACUAACUUCAUCUACUGGUUCAAACAAAGCAAUGGCGCUAUCUUCUAAAGAUGGUGUUUCGGGUGAAGAAGGCAAAACAGAUAUAUUAGAUUCACCAGGCACAACAAACACUAAAAAGGAUCUGUCUCUGGAAGAUGUUACUCCAGCUGAGCUAAGUGGAUCCGAGUGUGGCACUGAACUCUCUGUAACUUCUUCUCUUGACUCACUUGAGAAGAAGUCAGACGCUGAAGGUGCAGAGCCCAGGGUAGAAGCUAAGCUUUUAGAGGAUGACACUUUUAAAGCAGACCAAGCAGAGUUGAUAGAAAUUGAUGUUAAAGACGCAACGUCAUUGGGUACUGUAGAGGACCCUAAGGAGAAAGUUGAGAAUGCUAAGGACGAAGUUGAAAUCUCAGUGACACAGCAUGAAUCGGUUGUUAGUACACCAGAUUCCAAAAAGAGACGGGCUGAAGAUGAAUCAGGGCCUCAAGCUUCCCCGUUAUCUGAGGGAGCUUUAACUCCAAUGACAAUCACUGAAUCUCAGGCAACACCGGCAAGCCAAGCAUCUUCUUCAGUCAAAGCAAGGAAGGGAAAAUCCGAAAAGAGUGGUUCGAGCCAAAAGAGGAAAGUUAGCAAGAAAAUAACAUCAAGCCCGAAACAGGAAAUUGGUAGUGGUGAGGCUACAGAACAAGAAGAAGGGAAAGAACAGAAAAGCGUGAGAAGAAAUUCUUUCGGGUAUGAUCAAGAAGCAAGAGAAAGCAGCGGAGGCAAGAACUCUCUUCCUCGGUUCAUGCAGCCAACACAGUCGGCGAAAGCCAAGGUUCAAGAACAUAACUCACCAAGAUCAAGCCCUGAUCUUCAAGAAAGAGAUGUUGUUUCGGCCAAGAAGAGACAUUCUUUGCCUGGUAUUACCAAUGGGAAACAAGUUUCUCCUAGAAUCCAACGGUCUGCGUCUCAAGCACAACCGGGAACAAAGGACAGAAAAUGGCAGAGAUUGAAAAAAGAAGUGAGAGUUUCUGUAACUAUGAGGGCAUUGCACAAAAGGGUAUCUUGGCCACCAGAUUUUAAACUUUGUCAGGUACGGCUAUUCAUAUCAGAGGAUUCACCUUCACAAGUUGGAUCAGAGUCUCAAGAUCACUUGCAAGCAAAGUCACCAUUGGCUUCACAUCCAAAUGAUGAUAAUCUGCCACCUGGUUUUGGUGGACCUCUUUCCGCGAAUGAGUCCCAGAUUAAGUUAUCAGACAUCCCAGUAAUAAAGUGGAAAUGCUCCGUCCGGAUUCUGCUAGAUGAGGAAUGGAGAGUGGUUGCAGGGGACGAAAGCAAAGAAGUGGAGGUCCAAAAUCAGAGGGAAUCGAGAGUUCUUGAAGCAUUUUAUCCUGGCGCAUCAUCUAUUCCUCCAAACCCUUCGGUUUCAGCUGAUGUUGAGAACUCACUUCAUGAUGAUAAGCAAACCAUUGUCAUACCCAUCCUACCUGUAGAAGACGAUGACAUAGCUAUGGAUUCAGCAUCUGAUUUCCCAACCCAAUCUGGCGUGGAUGUGGUAACAGAGCCAUCAAUAACGGAUGAGAAUACAUCAACUUCUUCAAUCCUCCCUGCAGGGCCAGAGAUAAUGGCUGCAUUAUCUGCAAUCUCAAACAGCAAAGAACAAGGCAGCAGCAUGAUCGACCAGGAUCUGCUUAUUAAAAUCCUAAGCAACCCUAAGUUGGUCGAGAAUCUUGUUGCAAAUUCUGGCAGUGCAGGUUCAGUAUCCUCCAACGCAAGUAGCCUCUACACAUCUUCAACACAUGAAGCCAAUGGAGUAGUAACUACAGCACCUACUUACUCAAAUGGACAAUUUUACCCUCAGCCAUCCAUAACCCAUAUUCCUCCCAUGGCGUAUACUCCUCAUGCUCCUCCAGACCAACCGAACUAUGGAUUACCGCCAGCACGAGAUGCUAGUUAUUACAAGAACCUGAUUCAGCAACAUGGCGGGGAUAGACAAGAGAUGCCGCCAGUUCAACAACAUCUUGGUUAUCGUUACAACCCCCAACCUGGAGGACCUAACCCGGAGAUGGUAAAUAGCAAUAAUAAUAACCAGAGGCCAAGGGACUCAAAACCCAAGAUAAUGAAGCCUUGCAUGUACUUCAACAGCACGAGAGGUUGUCGCUAUGGAGCCAAUUGUUUGUACCAGCACGAUGCUACUACACCUUACCAGCCGAGGAAUCUAAACAAUGGUAAUAUCAACACUUCUGAGAUGCAGAAUGCAAAAAGAAUGAGAUUUGACAGAGACUGAUGCAGAAUUAGCAUACCACACAUGCUCUUUGCCUCUUGGUGUGAGAGCUUGUUGUUUAGCAGCAGAGCAAUUUUUCUCUUUCUCUUGACUGGCUUUGCUGCUAUAUAAGUUUUAUAUACAUUUGAAAUCAUUUCUUGGUUUUACGCCACAAAUGUAGAAUUAAUCAGCGAGUAUCUU
This is a messenger RNA of Arabidopsis arenosa, 3919 nucleotides long. Lineage: Eukaryota; Viridiplantae; Streptophyta; Magnoliopsida; Brassicales; Brassicaceae. The record is from the annotation of a GenBank genome assembly.